Molecule: messenger RNA, 1605 nt
Organism: Puccinia triticina
Lineage: Eukaryota; Fungi; Basidiomycota; Pucciniomycetes; Pucciniales; Pucciniaceae
Exons: 4
Coding region: 1-1605 (534 amino acids)
Source: RefSeq, a predicted model, not a curated record
AUGCAAGGUUGUUGGCAUCUGAUCCCUCAACUGGUCGUCAUCCAAUCCCUCUCAACUGGUCAUCAUCUGAUCCCUCUCGACUGCUUGCCAUCCGAUCCCUCUCAACUGCUCGCCAUCCAAUCCCGCUCAACUGCUUGCCAUCCGAUCCAUCUCAACUGCUCGCCAUCCAAUCCCUGCUCCUAUUUGCUUCAGCCUUUUGUUAAUGCACACCAUCAACAAUCAACAGAUCUUUUGGAUCUGUUUGAACAGACAGAAUCUUGGACUCACAAACUCAUGCCUUCAACAAACAACAUUCUUCAUUUGUCCUCUUUUGAUCGCAUUAUAAUCCACAACAACUCAAUGGCUUCCAUGGAAUUAUAUGACCCAAGCUUACCACCGUACUUCUCUCCAAUGAUCAACCUGGCAGCGAAUGGCUCUCCUUCCCCGGUUCCUCAAAACCCGCCCAUGUUCACUUCCAAAGGCUUCAGAGUGUUAGGCCUUGGUCCGCCGGUGUUAUUUGAGUGUGCUGUCAAUUUUACUAUCUAUUGUAGCGAGAAAACCAAACGCAAUGCGACAAACUGGGUAGCAGUCCAACCCAAAUCCGAGCUUUCUGUUACUUUCAACACUCGCGAUAACGUCAGUCUAUCCGGCUUCCAAAAAAUGAUUGCUGAUAAAUGCAAUGAGCAAUACAACUGUCUUGGUCAAAUCAUCCACAAGGGUACUAUCGGCUCACCGUCUACGAUCACGUGGAAUGUCUAUAUCCUUAGCAACAAGAAGUUUCCAAAAAAGAAUUCCCAUCACCUGUUUGAUGAACUUUCCUUCAACCAAUGGAUCACUGAGAUAAACACCUCCAAACAAACAAAAGGCGGGGUUGUCAUAUUGAUGGACAAUCCUCGGAAUGCGGCCGUCCACGCUCGCAAAGAAGAUUUGGUUGCAAAAACGAUCAAGCGGAUGGAAGCUCGACAGCUUGGUCCAGUCGGUCCUUCAAGAAGAUCCCAAAGGGCCUUAGGCAAUAGCGAUGUGGGAGAGUCCAGCGAUGUCGAAUUCGAAGACUUGGACAUCUACACCGAUCAGAUCUACGCAAAGUACGGCAUGAACAUUGAAUACGACCGAUUCCAUCCCACCUAUCCUGAUCCCACCAACGCAGACCGUUAUAUCCCACUUACUUCUGGCAACAUCGACAUCUGGGCCAAAGCUAUGUGUUCUCGCGUUGCUGGAGUCAGUCUGACUUCACCCCCAAGCUCGCUCAAGUACGAGACCCGCAAGGGCAAAGCCAAGUCAAAGUUAUCCAAAGAAACCUCUGCCGGUGCCAGCAACAACUCCUUUGUUGAAUUUGCGAACUGGUUCGCAAACCAUCAAGCCCGCAAUGUCCGCGCCUCUCCUCCUUCCUCAGUCCAUGGUGCUACUCCCGAUCAACUUGUCGAUUACUUGGUCUUUGUCAGCAUUGCUCCUCACAAGCGCAAGGAGUUAUUGACCACACUUCUUGAACACGAUAUCGACAAUUAUCAAAUGUUCAAGUCCCUCUCAGUUGAAGAGUUGAGAUCGAUUGGUUUCAAUGUGGGUGUUAUAUCCAAACUUCGCAGCAAUGUUAACAAAUUCCGAAACCAUCUUGCUCAAAAUCCCUGA